GAUGCUUGGCACAGCCGUCGAGCGUUGCCAACACUUCGCGACCCUGGAGCCCAACCCAACAUAUUCCGCGUCUUCCAGCUCUCACGACGCAACCAUGCUCAUUCCACUUCUUCGCAACGCCCUUGGGCGGACAGCGCUCUUCCGGACAGCUCGUCCUGGUUCUGCCGCCGUGUCCCAUUUGAGGACCGCGGUGUUAUCACACGCUAUGAAUACCACCAAGAUGUCGCUGCUGGCGCGUCGGACCUUCCUCACGACUGCGCACGUCGAGGAGCCCGCUGCGGCUGGUAAGAAGGCCACUUCGACGAAGGCCAAGUCGACUACCAAAGCAAAGGCAAAGGCGAAGGGAACGAAGGCAAAGGCAACCAAGAAGGCGACUAAGAAGAAAAAGGUUGCAGCGAAACCCAAACCCAAAAAGAGGGUCGUGAAGAGGAAGGUCGCUGCGAAAAAAGCUGUGAAGGACCGCGUCAGGGACUUGAAACCGCCGUUCAAGAGGCCUGCCGGUGCCUUCCCUGCCUUCGCCAGAGAGUGGUUCAGGACGCACGACGCAAAGGGUACCAUCGUAACGCAAAAUAUGGCGGAAAUCGCCGCGGCCUGGGGACGCCUCUCCCAAACCGAGAAGGAGGCGUACAAACCAUCUCCCGAGUCCGUUGCAGAAUAUCUUAAGAAGAAAGAGGAGUGGUAUCAGGCUCAGACUCUCGGCGUCAAGAAGGCCAUCAAGAAACGCAGGCGGAGCAGACGAAUCCCUCGCCCUCCUAAUGCGUACUCCCGAUUCAUCCGUGAGUUCUGGAAGGAUAGGUCGCCUGAAGACAACAUCAUUCCGUUCGCGGAGAGGGGGAAGCAGCUGGCGGCAGAGUUCAAUGCUCUUUCUGAGUCAGAGAAGGAGGCCCUCAGGGAACGCAGUGAGCGAGAUUUCCACAUUGCCCAAGCAGAGAAGGCUAGUGCUGCUGCCAGGGCGGCAGAGGCGGCGAAGGCGCAGGCGUA
Cyclocybe aegerita is the source of this 981-nucleotide messenger RNA. The record is from the annotation of a GenBank genome assembly. Lineage: Eukaryota; Fungi; Basidiomycota; Agaricomycetes; Agaricales; Hemipholiotaceae.